CACGUAUUACAGUAGUAUAAAUGUACAAAUUAAAUUUAAAAAUUUGUGCAAACUUGACAAUUUUUUGACUGAUUUACUGUGUUCGUGAUAUUUUAAAGACGGAUUAACAAAAAUGCCCACGACUUACAAAAGGAAAAAUGAAGAGACAGCUAAACUGAGUGCCGGUUCUUUAAGAAACGCAAUUGAAUGUGUACAAAAUCGUACAAUGGGUGUAAAUGAAGCCGCCAGACAAUUUGGAAUACCUAAACCAACGCUAAAAGAUAGGAUUAAGAAGGGGGACGCAAUAAAACAACACAGAUUAGGUCUGUCAUCAGCGUUGGGAGAAGAUGCAGAACUAAAAUUGGUGCGACACAUAAAAAAUUGCAAACAUUUGGAUUUGCACCAGAUCGGGAGUCCGUCAGAAUAUGGGCUUUUCAACUUGUAGAAAAAUUAAAACUGAAGCACACAUUUAAUAAAGAAAGAGGCAAGGCCGGUUAUCAUUGGCUUAACUCGUUUUUACGUCGACAUCC
This is a messenger RNA of Acanthoscelides obtectus, 509 nucleotides long. The record is from the annotation of a GenBank genome assembly. Lineage: Eukaryota; Metazoa; Arthropoda; Insecta; Coleoptera; Chrysomelidae.